CGAGGCCAGCGCGGGUCACGUGAUGCCCGGCCCGGAAGCGUUAGCACCCGAGACCCUCGGGUGACCGGGUCAGGGGCUGCCGCUUCUAGUGAUCGCGGAGGUCGCGGGGGGCCCCUGUAGUGUUGCGCUCCCCACCUCCACCGCCAUGGCCUGGACCAAGUACCAGCUGUUCCUGGCCGGGCUUAUGCUGGUCACCGGUUCCAUCAACACACUAUCGGCAAAGUGGGCGGACAACUUCGUGGCCCAGGGCUGUGGAGGGAGCAAGGAGCACAGCUUCCAGCAUCCCUUCCUCCAGGCAGUGGGCAUGUUCCUGGGGGAGUUGUCCUGCCUGGCUGCCUUCUACCUGCUCCGGUGCAGAGCUGCGAGGCACCUAGAUACCAGCAUGGAUCCUCAGCAGCCCUUCAACCCCCUUCUUUUCCUGCCCCCAGCCCUCUGUGACAUGACCGGGACCAGCAUCAUGUAUGUGGCCCUGAACAUGACCAGCGCCUCCAGCUUCCAGAUGCUGCGGGGAGCGGUGAUCAUAUUCACAGGCCUGUUCUCAGUGGCCUUCCUCGGGCGGAGGCUGGCCCUGAGCCAGUGGCUGGGCAUCCUCGCAACCAUCGCAGGGCUGGUGGUCGUGGGUCUGGCGGACCUUAUGAGCAAGCAUGAUGAUCAGCACAAGCUCAGCGAAGUGAUCACAGGGGACCUGCUGAUCAUCAUGGCCCAGAUCAUUGUCUCCAUCCAGAUGGUGCUAGAGGAGAAGUUCAUCUACAAGCACAAUGUGCACCCAUUGCGAGCAGUUGGCACUGAGGGCCUCUUUGGCUUUGUGAUCCUCUCCCUGCUGCUGGUGCCCAUGUACUACAUCCCGGCCGGCUCCUUCAGUGGAAGCCCUCGUGGGACGCUGGAGGAUGCACUGGAUGCCUUCUGCCAGGUGGGCCGGCAGCCACUCAUCGCGCUGGCACUGCUGGGCAACAUCAGCAGCAUUGCCUUCUUCAACUUCGCGGGUAUCAGUGUCACCAAGGAGCUGAGCGCCACCACCCGCAUGGUGCUGGACAGCCUGCGGACCAUUGUCAUCUGGGCGCUGAGCCUGGCACUGGGCUGGGAGGCUUUCCACCCACUGCAGAUCCUCGGCUUUGUCAUUCUCCUGAUGGGCACUGCCCUCUACAAUGGGCUGCACCGCCCAUUGCUGAGCCGCCUGUCCCGGGGCCGGCCCCCAACAGAGGAGGGCGAGCGUGAGAGACUGCUGGGUGCCUCUCGGACUCCCAUCAAUGAUGCCAGCUGAGCCUCCUGCGGGGCCUCUGCUGCCACCUGGAUGCACCUUAUUUGCCCUGAGGCUGAGGCCACACAGGCUGGUGAGCCUCAAGAGUGCCCUGUCCCCAAGGCCCCUCCUCCCCACAGACCGCCAGGACAGAAUACCCAGGAUGUAAUACCCAGGUCCUCCUUUGUCACCUCCCCCUGCAGAAAGGUGCUUCCCAGCCCCCACAGGUGUGAAUGAAUGCAGUGACUGAGCCCACCAAGCUUCCCCUAACCCCCUAAACCUCUCUGGCAGCACCAAAGUUAAUCAUCAAGUGGCAUGGCAGGAACUAACAACCCUAAGAUUUCCUCCUAAAUCAUAAGCUAAAAUUGGUUCUCCAAUGAAGAGAGGUGAGGGAGCAAAUUCAAACCAGAAGUAUUGUAAUUUUAAAAACUUGGAAGAUAUUCCCUAACCUUGUUUGGGGCCCUAGGUUUUGCAAACUCAGUGUCUGUUCCCAGCCCAUUCAUUACCUAGUCUCUGUGGGCCUUGGUGUCCUGCUCUGCAAAGCAGAAGGUGUCGACACUGGCUUCAGGGCCUUCCACCCCCAGCUGGGCCCACUCUGUGGGGCAACCUAGGAAAGGAGUAAUAGCCCAUUAUUGGAAAUUCCCCUCUGCCCACAGUGCCUCCUCCCCAGGCCUGUUUUGAUGUUCCGCGUCCUAGCUCACACAUCCUCUGCCCUGGGAGAGGUUACAGCGGGAUUCCAGGCAGCCCUUGAUAACAGCUUUUAUGAACCCUGCACCUUCCAUUUCAAAGAUGAGGAAGCUGAGGCCCAGAAGUACAAGUUGUUUGGCAAGAGGGGUAUCCUGCCAUGGGCUCUGGCCAUACAAGCCACAUGGUUCUGCCACAGGCUGGGAUCUAGAACACAUCUGGACCUCAGCCCCACCGCCAGCAACCUGACUCCAUGAGCACCCUCCAGGGUGGUGGAUUGAGCAGGAUCCUGCCAUUCAGAGUAGUUCUGGUAUCCCAGGAUUGUAUUAAGUGCUGAACUUUUAUUCUCUUGCAUAACAACCUGCACAGGUCGGUGCAGAUCAAGGAAAUCAAGGUCCAGAGAAGGUUAAGUGACUUCCUCAUGGAACCUAUAUUCCAAGCAAGGCUCGCCUGAUUCCAAAUCUGUGGCCCCACCUACCAUAUGGGUCUCUGGGGGCUUUGGGGGAAAUUUCCUGUGGCUGGAAUAGAAGCAUCGUGCUGGUGUCCUCCUGGUAGCACCACCCCCACCUCCCAAACCCCCCGCAAGAGAGAGGACUGGCAUUAGGGACUCCAGAGAGCUGAGUGGCCCUUCAUUCCAGCGUUCCUCACUCCUUGGCAGUUUCUGGAGCUUUAGACCAUUUUCCUGGGCAGCUCAAUCAUAAAACAAAAUACCAAAUGCCUUCCUUAAAAUAGAUUCUAAGGGAAGGCAUCCCUGACAAGCAAAACCCUCGGGCUGCAUGGGAAUCCAGCAGGUUAAAGUUUGCUAGGAGAAGAGGGUCUUUGCAUCCCACCAGCUCCGAGUCCCUGGCGCCACUGAGCACCUCUGGGUCAUGGUGUGUGUCCUGGGAAGAAGGAAAUGGAGAGUGAGGGUGGCGGGGACUACACCUGCCUUGUUCAAAAUGAGGCCUGAGAAUGUUUUAGGCUUUGUUUGAAAAAAGAAAAGGGAAAUUGGCAGUAGGACUAUUUUUUAAAUGAGGGAAGCAGCACCAGGGUUGGGACGUUCCUGGGCAUAGCAUCUAGAAUAUUGUUGAAUCCAAAAGCUCUGAUGUACCAAAGCCUAGAACUCUCCCAGUCCACCAUAUGUUGUUCAGAGGAAGGAACUUCCCAAGGUCAUAUAGCCAGUGAUGGGCAAAGCCAGAGUUCCUGGUUCCCAGACCUUGCCCACCCCUUUCUGCCACAGGGAACACAGCCGGGAGUCUGGAAGAAUCCACGACUGUUCCUUUGCCAUGGGCUGCCCAGCCUCUGUGCUCAACUGUGCAAACUGCUUAAGAGGGUGUUCGGGAAGCACUUGGCCUUUAUUUGAGUGUUGCCAUGGAGGACUGUGAAAGCUUUUGGGGAGAAUUAUAAUGGAACUUCAGUGGUGAGGGGUAGCAUAGCCUGAGGAGAGGGAUGCCCCAUCAGGCCUGCCACCGACUCAAGCCAAUUGCUUUACCUCCUGGGGCUUUGGGUCUUCGUAUCUCUAAAAUGGGAAAGCCUAACGGGAUGAGUAUGAAAAUUACAUAAGAUAAUAAAUCACAGGUGCCUAUAAAUGUUAACACACAGUGGGGUGUAUGUUUAGCUCCACUGUCCACCAGGGUGGUCUGUCAGGGGCACUGAAGUCCCAGCUGAGCACAGCAUGGCAUCAGCUUUGCUGAGAGGGAAAGAAAUGUUUUAUUAAAAUACCGUCAUGGAGUAAAAUGCAAAAUUCAUAUCAGUUAUAGUGAUAGAGGAUAAAACAGAAGCCUCAAGAAUAUUUCAUGCUGACAGUAGAUACCAUCCCAGACCCUGGAGAUGUGUUCACUCUAUCCUGUUGUGCUUUGGGGGGUGAGUUUGAGACGCUUUGCUGUGUCGUGCUGAUUAUGUAGAUGGAGGGUAAGAACCUCUACUCUCAGUGAGUCUGGAGGGUUAUAGGGAAUGUCUAGCUGUGGCCUACCGUUCUCAGUGGAGUAAGGAGGCCCUAAAUGGUGGAAGUUUGGCAUAGAGGCGCUGAACCCCCAAAUAAGAAUUGACUGGUAUCAGACUUCUGUAAACAUUGGUUCAAAUACAAUGUAAUUUAAACCAUCUGUACCGUGGUGAACUCAUCAGUCCCUGCCCCUGAGUGCUUCUGAGGGAGCCUAGGGCUGGGGUUUCCUUUAGGACUGCCUGUCUGGGCCCUGGAGUAGGCCUCAGGCUCCUCUCGUCAGGAAUCUGCCUACAAAGCAGAGAGGUAGGACCGUGCCAAGUGGUUCUGCUUGCCUUCACUUUGUCCAAAGGUCUCUGCAUAGUUUAACAAGCAAACAGCAUUCCAGGAGGUCAGAGCUCUGACCCCUGAUGAGGACAGGCUGAGGACGGGAGCAAAGGGUCACCUGGUGUAGGGGAAAGAAGCAACAUUAAGAGUCAGCUGUGUCCUUAGCCCUGCCUCUGCCUUGACUGGCUGUCCUUGGACAAGUCAUGUUACCUUUCAUGACCUUGGCUACCUAUAAAAAGGAGAGGUUCUCAGCAGCCCUAAAUGUGUUCAUCCCUUUGACCUGUUUAUCGAUCGAUACCAUUCUUUCCGAUUUGCUUUGGUUUAGAGCCCCCUGGCCUUUUGUUGACUACAUCCUUUCAAAACCUGAGGUCAGCAGGGAGCUCCCUACGUAGCCAUGAAAGUUUACAAAUCACCCUUCUUCAUUAAGAACUCUUGUCAAAAAAAAAAAAAAA
This is a messenger RNA of Rhinolophus ferrumequinum (greater horseshoe bat), 4618 nucleotides long. RefSeq names its product solute carrier family 35 member F6 (gene SLC35F6). NCBI's taxonomy places the organism in Eukaryota, Metazoa, Chordata, Mammalia, Chiroptera, Rhinolophidae. The record is from RefSeq and is a predicted model, not a curated record. Gene Ontology annotation, cellular component: intracellular membrane-bounded organelle; membrane. Gene Ontology annotation, biological process: transmembrane transport. Gene Ontology annotation, molecular function: transmembrane transporter activity. Bases 146 to 1261 code for a protein of 371 amino acids. The transcript is spliced from 6 exons.